AUGAAAGAUGCAAACGUGCCUUCCCUUUCGUCUUCCGGCCCCGGUAGGGCCCGCCCCAACGGCCAUCCCCGCUUUCCUGGCACAAGCAGGACGGUCCGCCCCGGCACCCGACAGGCUGGGCCAGUAAUAAAAGUGCACAUUCCAAAAGAUAACGAUGCUAAACCAAAGCAGUUGGCGUUUGUGAAUUUCAAACGUGAAGUAUCUGUUCCUUCUGCCAUGAAUCUGCUUAACGGAAUCAAACUUUUUGGCAGGCCCACCAAAAUUCAGUUUAGAGCAGGAAGUAGCCAUGCCUCAGAGGAGCUCAGUUUGUCAUAUUCCCAGCAUCAUGUUGGAAGUUCAAGCCCUACUUCCACAUCUCCUACAGUGGCUAACAUGACUCCAUCAACACCGAGAAUUCAAAGAUCUUUUUCUUCUUCAGAAAAUGUUCAGAGACAAGCAGUGAUGAAGGGUGCUUUGAGACAGAUGUCAUAUGGGGGGAAAUUUGGUUCUCCACAUCUGGAUCAGUCCGGAUUUUCCCCAUCAGUUCAGUCACAUAAUCACACUUUUAACCAGUCUUCAACCUCCCAGUGGGGCCAAGAUACACCAUGAUGACAGCGAAAAGCCAGACAGAAUCCUCAUCCCUGCGUAGUGGAUAGACAUUACAGCCGUGAACAGCGUUACGCUGAUCACGGGGCCGACCAGGAUUACAGAGGAAGCAGAGAUGAUUUCUUCUGCGAAGAGAGAAAUCACGACGACUGGAGCCAUGACUAUGAUAACAGAAGAGACAGUGGUAGAGAUGGAAAACGGCGCUCAUCUCGACACUGA
Messenger RNA from Kogia breviceps (pygmy sperm whale), 804 nucleotides. Lineage: Eukaryota; Metazoa; Chordata; Mammalia; Artiodactyla; Physeteridae. The record is from RefSeq and is a predicted model, not a curated record.